AACCAGCCGCCGGCACCACCUCCAACCCCUCCCCCUGCCCUCCGAACACUGUCGCCGUCCAGAUCGACCGGAGCCCCCUCCCCGCCGCUUCCUCCUCCCGACCCCACCCUUGUCCUCCACCUGCUCCGCGUGCCCAAACCCGUCGUCUCCGAUCCCGCCCCUCAGAUCCACCCCGCGCCUGCAUCCGACCUACUCUAGCUUGCUCGCUCUGCCAGAGAGGAGGGGCGCUAGAGCAGCGGGCGUUGCGCGGAGAUGGAGAGCAAGCGUGUGAUGGUGGUGGGCAGGAGCGGCUACCUCGGCCAGCACCUCCUCGCCUCGCUCACCGCCGGGUGCGGGGGCAACGUCGUCGACCGUCGACAUGGCCUUCACCCACCACCGCGGGGCCGCGCCGCGGGCGCUGCUCGACACGCUCCCCAGCGUCCGUGCCUUCCGCGCCGACCUCCGCUCCGGCAACCUUCGGACAGUUUAGAGCACUGUGCGAGAAGGCCAAGGAGAUCUUGAUGGAGGAGAGCAAUGUUCAGAUCCGACCCCCCAUCCUUCCUUCCUUGUGUCGGCGGAAUCGUAAUGGCAAGGGACGACCGACGUGCGUACUGGACCAGGAGGUGGAGAACCGACCAACCUCGACAUGGCCUCUCUGCCAUGCCAUGUGUGAGGAGGAGCCUGUGGCUGACACUGCAUCAGCACAGAUGCUGCAACCCAUCAACGGCGACUUCCUCGGCCUCUGUUACGGCCGAUGCAGCAAUAACUCAGGAAACCAUUCAUGCCUCGCUGCCACUUCUAUGUUUUCUUUCUCUGUUAUAGUUACUUAUGUGAUUUAUUCAUGUAAAAUCUCUACUUUAUGCCAAUAGCUGCCUGUACCAUUGUUCUACUAUCUGUGUGAUGCUGAACAAUAUGUUGUUAAUCUGUUGCUAAAUUCUCACCAAAUGCACAUUUUAUUUCCUUAGACCUAUUGUUAAACAAAGGCUUAACUUGUAGCAUUUUUUCUUAAAAAUAAGCAAAGAAUUCCUGCAGUUUUUCUGUUGGAAAUGAGUUAUUAGUUGUCACCUACCAAUGUUGGAAUGUAGAGUAAGGUCAGGUUGUUGUGCAUGUAACUUUAUUUCUUAUCAAUAUCGUCAGUCAUCAGAUGAGCCAUGGUCUUGUGCAAGCAUUUCUCUUUUGAAUGCAGCCAUGGUCUUGCAAGCAAUUGCGGCUGGUAGAACAUGCUGCUAUUAUGUUGUACUGCUUGCAGCAGUUCUUGCUUGAUAGUGGCAGUAGUAACUCAAGUAAGGUCCAAUAAUAAGUUAUUAAACAUGUGUUCUUGUUCAUUAAUAUCAUAAAAUUAGGAGUAAGGAUUUAGCUUUCAUUUUGCAUUCACUCAACGAUUGUGGCAGUGAAAUCAAAUGUCUCCUCUAUUGUUUGAAUCCACUCUGGUUAGAUGACAUCUUGUUAGCGUGGCAUGAUGAAAGAUUCAGGUUUUUUCUAUUGAUUUGUUUCAUCAUCAUUAUGCAUGUGUACUUGGUGAAUCAGGAACCCAUUAGGAGCCAAAUGUCUCUCUUAAAUACGUUUAUUAAUAUUCUAUUUGUAUUUUAGUUUGUGGCUUAAGGAACCGAGCAAGGGAAACCAUUAUACCUCGUUCUUUGUUUUUUAUAUAAACUUUAAUUUUGUCGGAUCAUUUAUGUCAAGUAAUAGUUCUUUGUUUUGUGUUAUGGUAAUAGAAGAUAUGAUUAUAACAAUUUCUUUUACUUAGGCGGACUAGGUACAAGAAAAACAUUUGCUGCCACACAAGACGACCAAGGUCCGCUCUGCUCUGGUGCUAUCCCUCGCUCUAGCUCCGUUCGUUGCUGCACAAGAAAAACAGAGACAAGCGAAAACAAAUUAUCUAAGAUGAGUCUGUCGAUGAAGCGACAGCGUUUCCUCUAGAGGGUGACGGCGGCGGCGCCUGUGUGCGGCUUCGACUACAACCUCCUCUCCGGAGCUCCAGUCCUAAGAAAGUUGGAAGUGCGAAGACGUGAAGAAAAGCGCGAAGCUGUGAAGUGCGACUCAGCAAAGAGUUGUCUGUUCCAUUUGACUGUAAUAUUGUAAUAGCUGGUAUACCUAGGUUGUAAUAGUCUAUAGAAAUUGUAAUACACUAAUCUAGUGUUAUUUGAUGAAUUUCACAUGUUCUCUUGUUUGGAAUAUUUGAUUAUGAAUGUUAUUUGAUA
This is a messenger RNA of Triticum aestivum (bread wheat), 2180 nucleotides long. RefSeq lists its product as uncharacterized. Lineage: Eukaryota; Viridiplantae; Streptophyta; Magnoliopsida; Poales; Poaceae. The record is from RefSeq and is a predicted model, not a curated record.